AACUCGCCGCUCGCCGCUCGCCGGGAAACUUACUGCUGGCGGAAGACCUCAGACCUCACUCACGUUCGCGUUCCUCGGACGAGGGCUCGGCAGCGAACCGAGUGCCCGUGUCGUGUCGUCCUUCGUUCCUAGCCCGGUUUCGGCUGCCUCGCUCUCAAGCAGGCACUGGCAGGCAGCCCGCCACCACAUGCGCGCACCGCCACCGCUGGUCCCACGGCGCGGCACGCCGCGUCCGCUGUCGUUUCUUUUCGUCGCCGAUGCGGAAUAAACAAAUCGCGUAGCCAGCCCAGCCCAACCACAGAGGCACAGGCACUGCCGGGGCAGGGCAGGGCAGGCCGUCAGGCACAUCGGCACAGCAGCGCGAGCCGGCCUAGUCGGAGGAGAAAACCCCACACGCGCACACACUGGCUGGGUAGACGCCGCUCGCGCUCCGCCGCUAGAGGCUGCCUGUUUUGCUGCCGCCUCAUUGCUUCGCUCCUCCUCCCUCGCCGCCGCCUCCUCGUGGCGAGCGAGUCGAAUCCAUUCCCUCCCACCCCACGGGCGCCGGCCGAUACCGACCCAGAGCUCGGACGCGCCGAGGCGAGGCCACCGCCGGAAGCAUUCUCGCCUGCUCGCCGCGGGGACGGUAGCUACCUAGGGGGGGGGGGGGGGGGGGGUAAGGAGGAGCGAGGCCGUCGCCCCGUCCGGUCUUCGUGUGCUGUGUUCAGCAGCUAGCAGUGCGUGCCGAGAUGUUCGCGAGCCGGCCGGUGGUGCACCCGCUGGAGGUGGCGGCGCCCGCGCAUCCGGUGCAGCAGCCGGCGCCGGGCGUUCUGAUGAAGGACCUGCCCGGGAUGCCGGGGACGCCCGGAGGCCUCGGCCUCCGCGUCCUGCAGCUCCUCUUCGCAGCCAUCUCGCUGGCCGUCAUGUCGUCCACCGCCGACUUCGCCAGUGUCUCCGCCUUCUGCUACUUAAUUACAACAACCGUCUUGCAAUGUGUGUGGAGCCUUACGGUAGCUAUUGUGGACAUAUAUGCACUGCUUGUUAAGCGUUGUUUACGAAAUCGUCGGGCUGUUACUCUCUUUUCCAUUGGAGACGGGAUCACAUGGCUAGUGUCCUUAUCUGGAGCAUGCGCUGCGGCAGGAAUCACCGUCCUGAUCGACGCAGAUCUGAUCAUGUGCUCAGAGAACCCUUGUGCUAGUUUUCAGACUGCAGUGGCAAUGGGGUUCAUGUGCUGUUUCUCUCUCUUACCAUCCUUUCUCCUGAACUUUUAUUCGAUCGCAUCUAGUCACGGCUAGCUGAAAAGAAAGAGGAGGAUAGAACCUGAUAUCGGAGCAGUUUGAGCAUCCAAUUGCGGUUUUAGUGACAACAGGAUAGAGUGGCACAGCUGUUAGUGUUAGAAUUGGAAGGUGAAAUAUGUGUAUGGCUCACCAUAUCUAGUUUAACCUGUAAAAAAGAAAUAGGGAACGGCCUGUUUGGCCGCAGCUGCAUUACCUUGCAGUUCUAUGUGGUACUACUAUGUAAAAUGCUUGAAAAUGUUAUAGUUUUAACGUGUCCUGACUCUUCAACCAUGUA
This is a messenger RNA of Zea mays, 1551 nucleotides long. NCBI's taxonomy places the organism in Eukaryota, Viridiplantae, Streptophyta, Magnoliopsida, Poales, Poaceae. The record is from RefSeq and is a predicted model, not a curated record.